GAUGGCCAAAAGAAAGGAAGAAAAUGUUUUGCCUCCUGAAAAUGCUAAAAGACCAAGACUAGAAGAGUUGGAAGAUUUUGAUAGAGAUGGUGACGAGGAUGAAUGUACAGUGUCUUUUACUAAUGGGACUUCUACCUUGACUGCAGCCGAGGUUGGAAUAAUUGAGAGUAUUCAGUUAAAAAACUUCAUGUGCCAUUCGAUGCUUGGACCCUUUAAAUUUGGUUCAAAUGUCAACUUCGUUGUUGGAAAUAAUGGAAGUGGGAAGAGUGCAGUUCUCACAGCUCUCAUAGUUGGACUUGGUGGAAAAGCAGUUGCCACAAAUAGAGGAUCUUCUUUAAAAGGUUUUGUAAAAGAUGGACAGAACUCAGCAGAUAUCUCGAUCACAUUAAGAAACAGGGGAGAUGAUGCUUAUAAAGCAAACGUGUAUGGGGACUCGAUAAUUGUACAGCAGCACAUCACCAUGGAUGGCAGCCGGUCUUACAAACUGAAAAGUGGAACAGGCACUGUGGUUUCUACUAGGAAAGAAGAGCUGAUUGCAAUUCUGGAUCAUUUUAACAUACAGGUGGAUAAUCCAGUUUCUGUUUUAACACAAGAGAUGAGCAAACAGUUCUUGCAGUCUAAAAAUGAGGGUGACAAAUACAAAUUCUUCAUGAAAGCAACCCAACUUGAACAGAUGAAGGAAGACUAUUCAUACAUUAUGGAAACAAAAGAAAGAACAAAGGAGCAGAUAAAUCAAGGAGAAGAGCGACUUAUUGAACUCAAGCGCCAGUGUUUGGAGAAAGAAGAACGAUUUCAGAGUAUUGCUGGCCUCAGUACAAUGAAGACUAACUUAGAAUACCUAAAACAUGAAAUGGCUUGGGCAGUGGUCAAUGAAAUUGAAAAACAAUUGAAUGCUAUCAGAGAUAAUAUAAAAAUUGGGGAAGAGCGUGCUGCUCGGCUUGAGAGGAAAAUGGAAGAUCAGCAGGUCAGACUUAACGAUGCAGAAAGAAAUUACAAGGAUAUUCAAGAUAAAUUGGAAAAAAUUAGUGAAGAGACACAUGCAAGAGCACCAGAAUGUAUGGCACUGAAAACAGAUUUAAUUGCUAAGAAAAGGACCUUUAAUGAAGCUGAGGUUAUAUAUAACCGUUCCUUAAAUGAGUAUAGAGCUUUAAAGAAAGAUGAUGAACAGCUUUGCAGAAGAAUUGAAGAGCUUAAAAAAAGUACUGAUCAGUCUUUGGAACCUGAGCGAUUGGAAAGACAAAAAAAAAUAUCAUGGUUAAAAGAGAAGGUAAAGGGUUUACAGGAUCAAGAAAUUUCUGUCAAUCAAGAUAUCGAACAAUUUCAGCAAGCCAUAGAAAAGGACAAAGAAGAGCAUACUAGAAUUAAGAGAGAAGAAUCAGAUGUAAAGCAUAUACUGAACUAUAAUCAGAGGCAACUGAAGGAACUGAAAGAUAGUAAAACUGAUAGACUGAAAAGAUUUGGACCUCAUGUUCCAGCUCUUCUUGCUGCAAUAGAUGAUGCCUUCAAACAUGGACAGUUUGCCUAUAAACCUAUAGGCCCUCUAGGAGCUUGCAUUCAUCUUCGGGAUCCUGAGCUGGCUUUGGCUAUUGAAUCUUGUUUGAAAGGACUUUUGCAAGCCUAUUGGUGUCAUAAUCAUGCUGAUGAAAGGGUACUUCAAGCAUUGAUGAAAAAGUUUUAUUCACCAGGAACCUCAAGGCCACAGAUAAUUGUUUCUGAAUUUCGGAAAGAGAUGUAUGACGUACGACACAGAGCUGCUUAUCAUCCAGAUUUUCCAACAGUUCUCACAGCUUUAGACAUAAAUAAUGCAGUUGUUGCCAACAGCCUCAUUGACAUGAGAGGCAUAGAAACAGUGCUGCUAAUCAAAAGUAAUUCUGUAGCUCGUGCAGUAAUGCAGUCCCAAAGGCCACCCAGAAAUUGUAGAGAAGCUUUUACUGCUGAUGGUGAUCAGGUGUUUACAGGACGUUAUUACUCAUCUGAAAACACAAGACCCAAAUUACUAAGCAGAGAUGUAGAAUCUGAAAUAAGCGACCUGGAGAAUGAAAUUGAAAAUAAGAAGGCUCAGAUAUUAAAUCUUCAACAACAUUUGUCUGCCUUAGAAAAGGAUAUUAAACGUAAUGAAGACAUUGUUAAAAGGUGCCAACUACAUUAUAAAGAAUUAAAGAUGAAAAUAAGAAAAGGUAUUUCUGAAAUUCGGGAACUUGAAAAUAUAGAAGAACACCAAUCUGUGGAUAUUGCAACAUUGGAAGAUGAAGCUCAAGAAAACAAAGCCAAGAUGAAAAUGGUUGAAAAUAAUAUGGAACAACAAAAGGAAAAUAUGGAAUAUCUUAAAGGUGUGAAAAUAGAAGCAGAAAACAAGUAUGAUGCGAUUAAGCAGAAAAUUAAUCAAUUAUCAGAGCAAGCAGAUCCUCUUAAGGAUGAAUUAAAUCUUGCUGACUCAGAACUGGAUAACCAGAAGCGAGGGAAACGGCAUUAUGAAGAAAAACAAAAGGAACACUUGGAAACUUUGAAUAAAAAGAAACGAGAACUGGAUGUGAAAGAAAAAGAGCUAGAGGAGAAAAUGUCACAAGCAAGACAAAUCUGCCCAGAGCGAAUAGAAGUGAAAAAAUCUGCAUCAAUGCUAGACAAAGAAAUUAAUAGAUUAAGACAAAAGAUACAGGCCGAACAUGCUAGUCAUGGAGAUAGAGAAGAAAUAAUGAGGCAGUAUCAAGAAGCAAAAGAAACCUAUCUUGACUUGGAUAAUAAAGUGAAGACUUUAAGGAGGUUUAUUAAAUUGCUAGAAGAAAUAAUGACCCACAGAUACAAGACUUAUCAGCAGUUUAGAAGGUGUUUAACUUUACGAUGCAAAUUGUACUUUGACAACUUAUUGUCUCAACGGGCCUAUUGUGGGAAAAUGAAUUUUGACCAUAAAAAUGAAACACUUACUAUAUCAGUUCAGCCUGGCGAGGGAAAUAGAGCUGCCUUCAAUGACAUGCGAGCCUUAUCUGGAGGUGAACGUUCUUUUUCCACAGUUUGCUUCAUUCUUUCCCUGUGGUCCAUUGCUGAAUCUCCUUUCAGAUGCCUGGAUGAAUUUGAUGUUUACAUGGACAUGGUUAACCGAAGAAUUGCAAUGGACAUGAUACUCAAGAUGGCCGAUUCCCAGCGUUUCAGGCAGUUCAUCUUGCUUACCCCUCAAAGCAUGAGCUCACUUCCCUCAAGCAAACUAAUUAGAAUACUUCGAAUGUCUGAUCCUGAAAGAGGACAAACGACAUUGCCCUUCCGACCUGUGACUCAAGAGGAGGAAAAUGACCGAAGUUGAUUUGUAACUUCAUAUGGCAUGUCGUAAUGUUGAAAGAUUUGUAAAGGGAAAAUCAAUUUUGGACUAUUGGAUGAAAUAAAAUGUUACUGAAGAUAUUCAUAAGUAAAAGAAAAUCCUUUAUAUAUCUUGCCCAAUAAAAUAUGUAAAUACGCCUAGGAAGCAAACAAUAACCAGCAUUUUAAAUUUACUAUUU
Molecule: messenger RNA, 3488 nt
Organism: Suncus etruscus (white-toothed pygmy shrew)
Lineage: Eukaryota; Metazoa; Chordata; Mammalia; Eulipotyphla; Soricidae
Gene: SMC6
Product: structural maintenance of chromosomes 6
Exons: 26
Coding region: 2-3295 (1097 amino acids)
Biological process (GO): double-strand break repair via homologous recombination
Cellular component (GO): site of double-strand break; Smc5-Smc6 complex; nucleus
Molecular function (GO): damaged DNA binding; single-stranded DNA binding
Source: RefSeq, a predicted model, not a curated record